Molecule: messenger RNA, 3854 nt
Organism: Amphiprion ocellaris (clown anemonefish)
Lineage: Eukaryota; Metazoa; Chordata; Actinopteri; Pomacentridae
Gene: dhx36
Product: DEAH (Asp-Glu-Ala-His) box polypeptide 36
Exons: 26
Coding region: 310-3492 (1060 amino acids)
Cellular component (GO): cytoplasm; intracellular anatomical structure; nucleus
Molecular function (GO): ATP binding; G-quadruplex RNA binding; DNA helicase activity
Source: RefSeq, a predicted model, not a curated record
UAUGACGUUCAUACUCUGCGACAUGCCGGAGAAGAAGCAGCAGGCGUUUGAGCAGUUACAGUUGUACAUCAGCAUGUUGUUGUUUAAUGAGUGAAAUUGUGGACCAUAAUUUAAUUUUUACACGUAGCUUUAAAGAAGUCGACUGUGUUUGUAGCCACGUACUUUUACUUAAGUCUCUGGUCUACAAAUCCACAAAUACAGCUGGUAGCUAAGUAGCGUUAGCCACUCGUUCUAAGCCAUCGUCCUGUUCUUAACCGCUGCUGGUUAACGGAGAUUCUGACUGCGGUUUGGUUUUGGUUGUUUCUAAGUAUGAGUUAUGGAUAUAGCGGUGGAGGAGGAAGAAGGGGAAGAAGAGGAGGUCGUGGGUACAGAGAUGGCAGCAGAGAGAGAUGGGACAGAGGAGGUGGAGGAGGUUCGAGAGGACACAGCUCUGACUUUGACCAGGACCGAGACGGAGGUGGCCAAAGGACCCGUCCUCCUCCACACUUGAAGGGUCGUGAGAUCGGUCUGUGGUACGCAAGAUACGGAGCCGUGAGGAGGAAACAGGCUGACCGGAGAUCGCGUGCAGUGGUCCAGAUGGAUGAGGCUCGAGAGCAGCACAUUACCAAGCUGCUUAACUCGGUCCAGAAUGACCAGCCUGGUCUGGACAGAGACAGGAGGGAUAGUAAAGCCUCUACGUCUGACAACUGGCAGACAGCUGCCAAUAAAAGUGGUCAUUGUUACUUUGAUGGGGAUAUGCCUGAAGAGGAGAAAGUCAAAACUGAGGAAGAAGAAGAAGAAGUUAGUUCAGGCCAGAAGAAAUCACAAUGUUACUUCUCUGCAGCAGCAGCUAAAGAUGAGCCUCCGGACACGUGGGAUGAAGAUGAUCAGGAAGAAGAGGAGAAAGAGAAACCGAUAAGGAAAGACAAGGAUUUGGAGUACUUAUUUCAGGAAGUAGUUAGAGAUAGGUCACUGGAUAAUGACUUGAAGAGAGAUCUGCAGAGCAAGUCCUCAGAUACAAAGUACAGAGAAAUGCUGAAAUUCAGGGAAAAACUACCAUCCUACAGCAAAAAAGAGGAGCUCGUCGAGCUGAUCAACUCUAACCGUGUUCUAGUGGUGAGUGGGGAGACCGGGUGUGGAAAGACCACUCAAGUCACUCAGUUCAUCCUCGAUGACUAUAUCAACAGAGGCAUGGGUUCAUUAUGCCGUGUGGUCUGCACACAGCCUCGUCGCAUCAGUGCUAUCUCGGUAGCAGAGCGUGUAGCAGCAGAGAGAGCAGAAAGUGUAGGAAAUGGAAAUUCUUGUGGUUACCAAAUCCGCCUGCAGAGCCGGUUACCACGGAGACAAGGUUCAGUCCUGUACUGUACAACAGGCAUUAUUCUUCAGUGGCUUCGCUCAGAUCCAUUGUUGUCCAGUGUGAGUCACCUGGUGUUGGAUGAAAUCCAUGAGAGGAACCUGCAGUCAGAUGUUUUGCUCAUCAUUGUAAAGGACUUACUCAAACAACGGGAUGACCUCAAGAUCAUCCUCAUGAGUGCCACGCUCAACGCAGAGAAGUUUUCCAAAUAUUUUGACAACUGUCCAAUGAUCCACAUCCCUGGUUUGACGUUCCCAGUGGAGGAAUUCCUGCUUGAGGAUAUAAUAGAAAUGACCAGGUAUCGCCCCCAGAAUCAGGACCGUCGCCCUUCAUGGAAGAGAGGCUUUUGGCAGGGACGCCACUCCAGACCUGAGAAGGAGGAGAAAGAGGCUGAAUACAAGGAGAGCUGGCCUUGUUAUGCACGCACACUGAAGGGCAGAUACUCUGACAACACCAUCGAGGCACUGGAGACGUUAGACGGUGAUGACAAAAUUGAUCUGGAGCUGAUCCUGGCACUGAUCCGUUAUAUUGUGCUCAAUGAAGAGGAAGGAGCAAUCUUGGUCUUCCUGCCUGGCUGGGACAACAUCAGCAGUCUCAAUGACCUGCUUAUGGCUCAGCAGAUGUUUAGAUCAGACCGGUUUGUUAUCAUCCCUUUGCACUCCCUCAUGCCAACCGUUAAUCAGACACAGGUAUUCAAAAGGCCUCCUCCUGGAGUUCGAAAGAUUGUGAUUGCUACCAAUAUAGCUGAGACCAGCAUCACCAUAGAUGACGUUGUUUAUGUGAUAGAUGGAGGCAAGAUUAAGGAGACCAACUUCGACACCAACAACAACAUCAGCACCAUGACAGCCGAGUGGGUUAGCUUGGCCAAUGCCAAACAGAGGAAAGGACGCGCUGGCAGAGUGUGUCCAGGGAAGUGCUAUCAUCUGUACAAUGGUCUCAGGGCCAGCCUGCUCGAUGCCUAUCAAUUACCUGAAAUUAUGAGGACACCGCUGGAGGAGCUCUGCUUGCAGAUCAAGAUUCUGAAGCUCGGGUCUAUAGGUCGAUUCCUGGAGAAAGCCUUGGACCCUCCCACUGAAAAGGCUGUCAACCUAGCCAUCAAGAACCUCACAGACCUGAACGCCCUGGACCGAGCAGAGAAUCUGACAGCACUGGGUUUCCACCUGGCUCGUCUGCCUGUGGAGCCUCACAUUGGUAAACUCAUCCUGUUUGGAGCUCUGUUGGGCUGCCUCCACCCCGUGCUCACCAUCGCUGCUUCACUCAGCUUCAAAGACCCUUUCUUCAUACCCCUGGGCAAAGAGAAGAUGGCAGACAUGAGGAGAAAGGUCCUGUCUAGAAACUCUAAGAGUGACCACCUCACUAUUGUUAAUGCCUUCCAGGGCUGGGAGGAAGCUAAGCAGCGAGGUGCCAGGUAUGAGAGGGAGUACUGCUGGGACAACUUCCUAUCUGCCAACACACUCCAGAUGCUACACAACAUGAAGGGCCAGUUUGCUGAACAUCUCAUGCAUGCAGGUUUCGUCAGCAGCAGGGAUCCCAAAGACCCCAAAUCCAACGUCAACUCGGACAAUGAGAAAUUAAUCAAGGCGGUGAUAGUCGCCGGUCUGUACCCGAAAGUGGCCAUGAUCAGACCAUCUCACAGCAAAAAGAGGCCAGGGGUUAAGGUUUACACCCAGGCUGAUGGAAAAGUGUGUAUCCACCCAAAAUCUGUCAACGCUGAGGAGACGGAGUUCAACUAUACGUGGCUUAUUUACCACCUCAAGAUGAGAACGAGCAGUAUCUUCCUGUAUGAUUGUACCGAGGUGUCCCCAUUCUCACUGCUGUUCUUUGGAGGAGACAUCACCAUCCAGAAGGACGAAGACCAGGACACCAUCGCAGUGGACCAGUGGAUCGUCUUCAGAUCUCCAGCUCGCAUCGCUCACCUUGUUAAGAGUUUAAAGAACGAGCUGGAUUCGCUGCUGCAGGAGAAAAUCCGUAAUCCAGCUCCUGUGGACUGGCAGAACCGCCAGUCUAAAGACUGUGCUGUGAUCACAGCCAUCAUAGACCUCAUCACUACCCAGGAGAAGCCCACAGGCGGCAGUAAGGGCUAUGGCAGGACGUGGGCGUCUGCCCCAAGAGGACAACACAUUUACUUCAAUGACGAUGAUGAUGAUGAUGAUGAUUAGGGGUGGCUAUGAAGAGAAGAGCCACUGUAAUGACUGGCUGCAUCUUUGGACACAGGGGUUAGUUAGAGUAUUUAUAAUAUACCACUGGCCUCCUUAAUGGUUCUGCUUGGUUGAAGUUUUAGUGCUCUCUGGCUGCUCUUGAAGGCCAAACACAGGAGGCCAGUGCACUGAAAAACACCGUGCACUUGAAUGAUUACCAUUAUUCUUCUUUUGCCUGUUAGGUUUAAUAUUUUGCAAGGACCAAUUCAUCUUUGAAUAUACUCAGUAACUGCUUGGCUUAGUUUGUACAUUUUUGAUUUGGAUUAGUCUGUUGUUGAGCAAUGCCGGUUAAUGGCCUGUGCAAUAAAGAAGAUAUACCAUCA